UUCUAUUUUUUCUAUGCCUAAAGAUAUAUAUGGGAUAAAAAUACAAAUUUAUAGAGUUAUUAAUGGAUCAAGAUUGUACUAUAUAUAUAUAUAAAAAAGGCUCAAGACUAUUACUUAACACCCCUUCUUCACAAUCAUCAAAAAUUAUAUACAAUUGUAAAUUUUCCAUUAAAGAAAUGGCAAAUUAGUAAAAUCACUUACAUUCCCUUCUCUUCUAUAAAUAACACAUCUGAUAAUCAAUUCCCCCAACACGUGAAAUUCUCAUUUCAAUUUUUUUUUUUUUUAAAAAAAAAAAGGCACGAUGUCGUCAUAUUCACCCUCGUCCGUACUCCUCCUCCUCCUAGUAAUAUUCAUCUUCGGCGGCUCAUCAGCCGAAGCCGCCGAAGCACCACUAUCGAGCGCGGCGAAGGAGUAUCUCCAGGCGCACAACCAAGCCAGAGCCGCAGUGGGAGUGGAGCCGCUAGAUUGGAGCGAGACAUUGGCCAACGCAUCGAGCCGAGUUGUUAGGUACCAGCGCAACAAGAUGAGCUGCAAUUUCGCGAACCUGACUAACAGCAGGUACGGCGCGAAUCAGUUCUGGGCCGGCGGCGGCUCGAGCACGCCGCGUAUGGCGGUCGAUAAGUGGGUGGAAGAGAAAAAAUACUAUAACCACGGAAACAACACGUGCGCUCCAAACCACACGUGCGGGGUUUAUACACAAGUGGUAUGGAGGAAGUCACUCCAUUUGGGCUGUGCUCAAGCCACGUGUACCAAGGAUCAGACCACAAUCGCCAUUUGUUUCUACGAUCCUCCUGGUAAUUAUGUUGGAGAAACCCCUUAUUAGUUGAGACUUUUUCAACCCUUAAUUAAUUAAGUAUGUUUAAUUAUAUGUUUAGUGGGUUGUAUUAAUAGUAGUAGUAAUUGUGUUUUAUUUUAUGUUCCACGUGGCACGUGUAAACCUUAAUUAAUUACGAUUGGUUAUUAUUAUAAUUUAGUAGUGUGAUAUGUGAUCCAAAA
This is a messenger RNA of Cannabis sativa, 996 nucleotides long. Its product is annotated as STS14 protein. NCBI's taxonomy places the organism in Eukaryota, Viridiplantae, Streptophyta, Magnoliopsida, Rosales, Cannabaceae. The record is from RefSeq and is a predicted model, not a curated record. Bases 302 to 823 code for a protein of 173 amino acids. The transcript has a single exon.